UCAGUGCAGAAACGGUCUCACUUUCGAAUAGUUUUGCGUAUUGAGCAGCGGAAAAUUAAAUAACAAUAAAGCAAAAAAUCAAGAUGAAGCGAAAUCGUCGUCCAUCCGCAGCCAACACCAAGCCAUUUGUCUCGGGCGGCAUUUACCGCACAAAAUGAAAGUGUGUGUAUUCACUCCAAUUGUGAACCCAUUUGCAAUAGCCACUAAAAGCGGGUUAAUCGAAAGUGCAGACCGUUGUCCGAAUUCCACCAGCAUCCACAGCUCUCGAUCCACAAUGCACCCCAAACACCCACCCACCCAUCACACCCCCCCUCUCGUACCCCACCCAUUUGGUCAUUCCACUCUGCUCGUGCUUUCGAACAACUAGAGAUGGCCAGCACUGCGAUAGUUUCACGCUGGACUUGCGGUUAUCGCUAACUUUUAUGGCUACUGAAAAUGCAUUCACCCGAAAUUGUAACUAAAAUUAUUAGUUUUGCGUCAGAUAGCAAUGCCCAUUCACUCCACCUAAAGUGCCCGAAACUAGCCGGCGACCAUAAACUCAGCCGAUGAACGAAGGAUCCUCUUAACUAUACCAUGUUCAGUCCAAAAAUAUUUCGUAUUCAAUAUGUUCCAUAUUAAACAUUUUUUUUAAAAUUUUGUAAGAACUGUUUUUACUCAGUUCUUGUUUAACAAUGUAACGGCCGUGAUGCUGAGAUGCAAAUUGAAGAAGUCGGCAAAAAAUUUAAUUAAAUUAAAAUUCUGUGCUUGACACACCAAAAUUUCCGACAUAUAGGGUAUAGAAUCGCAGGAUAUACGUCGCUGCAGUAGAAUGCAUUUGUAAAUAAACUAAGUCACAAUGACUUAAAUUAUUUGUCAAUUGCUUACUGUUAAGCGAAUGGCUUUAGCAACAGGAGUUGUCCUUUGAAUUAUUUGAACUAUGCACGUGGUUUUAAUUAGCAUAGCAAUUAGCAUAGACUACCAGGUUCCGGAGUCCUUGGCUGGAUGCGAUGACCGGAGAUCCACAGUCGCUGGGCACGUGGCUCCGUUGGUGCAGAGCUUCGUUUCGGGGCACUUGGGUCGCAGGAAUGGCCAUGGCUAGUUCCUGAACUAUGGUUUUUAGUAGACCAGCCGACCAGCCUAACGCUUCCGGGUAACUUGACGACUUGAUGGUUUCCGUUGGCCAGCGAGUCUCUUUUUUGUUGACCCACUGGACUAGCCCGCUGCAAGUGAUUUUGUCCGGGGGAACCUGGCGAAACCCGUUGCCAUCGCCAACUAAUAAGCUAAUGAAACUCUUUUGCAAACGCAGAAUCCCAAUGCCACCGCCAAGCCUUUGAUCCAACAGCCGUUGCAGAUCGUCCAUGUCCAGGAGCAGGAGGCUCUUCCGGUGGCUGAAUUUCAGGCACCGGCUGCCCCGGUGGCUGUUCAGUCGCCACCGGCUCCUGUCCCCGUUCAAGUGGCGACCCCGGCCGCCCAGCAGAGGAAUCCGGAUGCGGUCGCCAUCGUCCACAAGCUGCCCUUGCCAAUCAUCGUCAAGGAGGAGCCGAUGUCUGUAGACGAGGGAGAGCCCAUCGACAUCGUAGAGGACAAUAUCAAUGCCAGCGGCACCGGGGGCAAGAUCCCAUUUAAAAAGAUCUUCCAAAAGCGCAAGAAGUCGUCUGAACGCACUCGGGAUAAGAAGCUGCGACAGAACCGCCAACUGCGCAAGUCCAUGCUGCCCAAGAACGCUUUGAUGGCCCUUAACGAGGUGAAGGGCGUGACCAUCAGCGAUUUCACCAUCGACAGCAAUCCCGACGGCGGGUUCACCGCCGUUGUCACUGUAAAUUCCAAUCAGUACGAGGGAAAGGGUCUCUCAAAGAUGACAGCCAAGAACGCGGCCUGCGAGAAGGCUUGGCGCGACUUCAUAAUUGCAAAGAUGACCCCCAAGCCGCCCCGUGUUCAGCACAGUGAAGUCAACGGGGAUACAAACGAGGAUGAGGCCGAUGCACCGGAGGAUGAUCUGCCCAUGUUGAAUCUGGCCUCGUUUGCCAUUUACAAGCUGUUCGCAGAGUGGGAGCGUGAGGGCUAUGUCGUGCCCGAAAUGCACCCUUCGGCCAAUGCUGCUCAACAGGCCGGAGGGGAUGCCGGAACUCCUGUUCCCGCAUUGCCGAAGGAGCCAAAGAAGCCGCCAGUGCGGACCGAGCUGCCCUCUGGCUGGGAGACCAUGCACCCGGCCACCAUUCUCUGCAUUAUGCGUCCGGGACUCAACUACGUGGACUACGGGUCAUCUGGCGACAAGCCAAACGUCAUGCAGCAUCUGGGGAUCACGGUGGACAACCAGGAGUUCCAAGCCAACGGAAGAUCCAAGAAGAUCGCCCGUCGCAACGUGGCCGUGGAAGUGUGCAACUCUCUGUUCGGCACCAACUUCACCUACAGCGACACAGCUUAAGACACCAACUGUAGUACACACACACACACGAAUGCCUCCCUUAACGGCCAGCAAUCCGAAGAUUGUGACCCUGACGUCAAAUGCGCAACUUUGUUAAGAAUUCCUUUUUUGUGAAGAUGAAGAGGCAUAUUAAACAAUAGGUAUUUUCCAUUAUA
Molecule: messenger RNA, 2559 nt
Organism: Drosophila yakuba
Lineage: Eukaryota; Metazoa; Arthropoda; Insecta; Diptera; Drosophilidae
Gene: DIP1
Product: double-stranded RNA-specific editase 1
Exons: 4
Coding region: 1523-2404 (293 amino acids)
Source: RefSeq, a predicted model, not a curated record